CCUCCCGCAGAAAAGCCGUACUUCCUGGAGCCGAUCAGCAACGUGACGGUGGCCGCGGGGAGGGACGUGAGGCUGGCGUGCGUCGUGGACCACCUCAGCAACUUCAAGCUCGCGUGGAUACAGAGAGACAGGUCAGCCAUCCUCACAGUCGGCAACCACGUCAUCACCAGGAACGACCGCAUCGGCGUCUCCCACGAUGGCCACCGCACCUGGUACCUGACGAUCAAGGACGUGAGGCCGGGCGACGCGGGGACCUACAUAUGCCAGAUCAACACCGCAGUCGCUAUCAGUCAGACGGGGCACCUUAGCGUCGUGGUGCCGCCCUACAUCAAGGACGAGAUGAGCAGCAACGACGUGACGCUGCAGGAGGGCCAGAACGUGACGCUCGUGUGCAGUGCUCGUGGCUCGCCCGUCCCCAGCAUUAUGUGGCGGCGGGAGGAUCGGAGUGACAUCAGCGUCAACCUCACAGCCAGCAAGGAGGUGCUCGGGCCUCUGCUUCACCUGUACAAAGUCAGCCGGACGGACAUGGGCGCUUACCUGUGCAUCGCCUCCAACGGCAUCCCGCCCUCCGUCAGCAAGCGCAUCGACGUGGUCAUCAUGUUCCUUCCCACCGUCUACGUGCCGCACCAGCUGGUCGGCGUGUACCUCGGCCAGAACGUCACCAUUGAGUGUUACAUUGAGGCGUGGCCGAAGGGACUCAACUACUGGAAGCGCCCCAACGGUCUGGAGGUCCUGCACUCCGAUAACAAGUACGAGGUGAAGGAGGUCGAAGGGUCUCAGAAGUACAAGACUCGCAUGCUGCUGACGAUCUACCGCGUGUCCAAGACUGACAUAGGGAAGUACAACUGCAUCGCCAACAACAGCCAGGGCGGCGCCGAACAGGUUGUGCGCGUGUCCGAUACAGGUCUCGUACAACCCAACCGCAACACCAUCAACAAGGGAGGUUACGAGACGAAGGAGAACAGCAUCGGCAAACCAGCUAUCCCGGCAGUGAACUGGAGCAAGGCGAACGAGCCCCAGACCCCGCAGAAGGACGAGAUCGAGGACCACCGGAAGGCGUCUCAGCGCAGCCACAGCUCACACCAGCAGCACACGACCAAGAUGCUGCAGAACACAAACAUCGACUUCAACUCCCUGCUGCCGUCACCUUCUUCAGCGCCUCCGUCACCCAGAUGUUCGAGGGCUUGGACAACCCUCAUAACGGCCUCCCUCGCCUCUAUGACCCUCCUUGUGGUAUCGAACUCACUACCGCAGGCCCGAAGGAGGUUCUUGGCGCCCUUCCUGCUCAUCGGCGGCGCCCUCGUCCUCCUGUAGGGGCCCCAGGUGCUCCCCGCUGGCACUCGCCGAUGUAGUUUACCUGUAGCUUCGUUUAUAGGAUGUGGUUCGUGAGUUUUUGUCUUCUCACCUGUCGGGGAUGUGAGGCGAGGCGCGAAGGUGUGGUGGGUGGUGUGUGUGUGUGUGUGUGUGUGUGUGUGUGUGUGUGUGUGUGUGUGUGUGAAGUGAAAAAAUAACAGAACAAUGACAAAAUCCAGUUCAGAGUUGUCUACGUAAUUCCUUCCCGUGUGUGUGUGUGUGUGUGUGUGUGUGUGUGUGUGUGUGUGUGUGUGUGUGUGUGUGUGUGUGUGUGUGUAUGCCCACCCACCCACACUUCCAUUCUUCCCGUGAGGCCUGUCCGUGAUGGGUCUUCGUUUGAUGGUUGGUUGGCUCGUUGGUUCGCCCUUUUUUUCUAUAUGUGAGGUUGUCUAUCAAUCUAUCUAUCUAACUAUCUCUAUUUAUCUAUCUGUGUAUUCAUAUAUUUCCCUAUCUAUCUAUCUCUCCUACUCGUUCUCUAUAUCUGUCUAUCUAUCUAUCUGUCUGUUUGUCUCCUACGCGUUCUUUAUAUCUGUCUAUCUAUCUAUCUAUCUGUCUGUUUGUCUCUCCUGUGCGUUCUGGCUCCCGCAAACAUCGAAGUGUCACUUGUGGCUCACGAGGGGCGCCGAGCUGCCAAGAGAGAGUGGACUGCUUCCUCGGACAAUACGUAAUACUGCUAACGUAACGAUAUACUGCUGAUAAGGAUAAUACUGUCUUGUUUAAACAGAGUACUUUUCCUAGCGGGUAACUUAUGAUUAAGGUGUGUGUGUGUGUGUGUGUGUGUGUGUGUGUGUGUGUGUGUACGCCAAACAUUUCGGCAUAUAAGAGCGGUUUUAGUGUGUGUGUGUGUGUGUGUGUGUGUGUGUGUGUGUGUACGCCAAACAUUUCGGCAUAUAAGAGCGGUUUUAGUGUGUGUGUGUGUGUGAGUGUGUGUGUGUGUGUACGCCAAACAUUUCGGCAUAUAAGAGCGGUUUUAGUGUGUGUCUGUGUGUGUGUGUGUGUGUGUACGACAAAAAUUUCGGCAUAUAAGAGCGGUUUUAGUGUGUGUCUGUGUGUGUGUGUGUGUGUGUGUGUGUGUACGCCAAACAUUUCUGCACAUAAGAGCGGUUUUCAGUGUGUGUGUGUGUGUGUGUGUGUGUGUGUGUGUGUGUGUGUGUGUGUGUGUGUGUGUGUGUGUGUGUGUGUGUGUGUGUGUGUGUGUGUGUGUGUGUGUGUGUGUGUGUGUGUGUGUGUGUGUGUGUGUGUGUGUUUCCCGUGCACCAGGUGAAUGUGGCGCUGUGUGCAGGUGUCACCACACAGUGCCUGCGGUGGGGGGGAGGGGGGGGAGGGGUACCCGGACCCACUCACUGACCACUGUUCCCGCGUCGUCAUCACAAGUCGUCACCACAAGUCGUCUCCUCCGUGUGGGCGGCGGGUCGUGGAAGGGAAAUCCCCGCAACACAAACACCUGGCCCGGCAAGGCGUGUCAGGUGUGCCGGGAGACCGUUUUUCUGAUGUUACUCCUGACGACACGACGACGGCGACGCAGCGCGAGGUGUCGGCAGCGGCGUUCCUCCUUCUCCCGCUGCUGAUGAUGAUGAUUAUGAUGAGCCUCGCCCGCCAUCUUGCCUCCCUCGCGGCGGCUCUGGGCGAAUCUCGAUCUUCUUCCUCCCGUGCUGCCCUCGUGGCCUCGCGGGGGGCGGGGGGAAGGUCAUAUACAUACAGUGCCAUAUUGGAGCUCUUUCCACGUUAAUGUUUGUAAUGGAUAAUAUAAAGUUUGUGCUGCAGAUCAUUAUUAUUACCACUAUCAUAUCUCUCCCCCGAUAGACUGCCAAGUAUAACGUUCUGUAUACAUGUUCCGGCGCGGCCCCCAGCGUGAGGGCGCGCCGGUGUACAUAUCUCCUGUACAUACUGACGCAGACUUGUAGGUGUGUCCCGAUGUGCGUGUAUCCCUCGGCCGGACUCCUGUAGACCCGAAUUGGCCUCCUUCGUGCUGCUUGGUUGGUUGUGUCAAGGUUCCUGCCGCGGCGUGUUUGGAAGCAUAUCAUUUACCUGGCGGCGGCGGUGGCGGCGGAGGGGACGUCUUCAGGCUCCCCCUCGCCGGCCACCCCCGUCCCGGCUUUUCAUUUCGUCACUUUCCACUUUGUCCGUCUUCCAAGGCAGGCGGCGAGGGACGCCCCGGGCCUGGUGGCUAGCGUACAGGUUGUCUCCUGGUUUUUAGUAAUCUGUACCUGAAGUGUCUUGUGUUGAAAAUAAAGACUAACAGAAAAGA
This is a messenger RNA of Eriocheir sinensis (Chinese mitten crab), 3601 nucleotides long. RefSeq names its product lachesin-like. The transcript has 8 exons. The annotation marks the transcript as partial. Lineage: Eukaryota; Metazoa; Arthropoda; Malacostraca; Decapoda; Varunidae. The record is from RefSeq and is a predicted model, not a curated record. Gene Ontology annotation, cellular component: neuron projection.